This is a messenger RNA of Clupea harengus (Atlantic herring), 1905 nucleotides long. It is a transcript of the gene kitlga, whose product is annotated as kit ligand a. The record is from RefSeq and is a predicted model, not a curated record. Gene Ontology annotation, biological process: positive regulation of cell population proliferation; cell adhesion. Gene Ontology annotation, molecular function: cytokine activity; stem cell factor receptor binding. Gene Ontology annotation, cellular component: plasma membrane. Lineage: Eukaryota; Metazoa; Chordata; Actinopteri; Clupeiformes; Clupeidae.
GCAGGAACAGUAGGAGGAUGCCGUCGGGCGCAGCUUUCCGCAAUGGUGUGGGCGGGCGCUUCAUGCAGCGGGGAUAAAAAGGGUAGCACUCCAGAGUUAGCUACGUAGCAAGGGGUUGCAAUCCUCGCAACAGUGUUGACUAUGUAAUGUCUGACUGGAUGCUUACCGUCACCGCACUUGGCUAUUGCAUUUUUGUUCGUUUUCUUAUCAUACUUUGUGGAUGAGCACUUCGGAUAUGCGCAAGCGGGAUGAAGAAACGAAGCCUUUUUUCUACCCGAAGUAAAAUAAAAUAGGGAUUUUCAAAGAUUGGAAUUACUACUUCUCCCGUUCCCUAUGAAGAAGUCAAAAAUUUGGAUACACAUCUGUUUCCAUUUAUUGCUGUUCAUUGCAGUUGCUGCCCAUUCAAGUGAAAUUGGAAACCCUAUAACAGAUGAUAUUGAGAAAAUAUCUAUAUUGAAGCAAAACAUACCUAAAGAUUACAAGAUCACCGUAAAAUAUAUUCCAAUGGAGGAGAGUGGUUCAUGCUGGGUGAAACUAAAUGUAUUUCACUUGGAGGAAAGUCUAAAAGUCUUGGCCCGCAAAUUUGGAAAUAUCUCCUCAAACAAAGAUCAUAUAAACACAUUUAUACAGAUCCUACGAGAGAUGCGGUAUCACAUUGGCAAUGUCUUGGAUGAUACAAUGCUGGAAUUUCAGUGCCACUACAGGGAAGAAAAAUGGCCGACAGGGGAUUAUUUUGAAUUUGUUGAAUAUUUCUUUAAAAUGGCCAAUUCUUCCAGAGAAGAUGAAGACUGUGAAUCCCCACCCUGCCCAACUGUAGAAGUUACUACAACAACUUCACAUCCCACAAAAGCAGGAUCGCUCAGUCCGCCUUCUGCAGGAGCAGGGAAGCUAAAAGAUAAAGAGAUGAUGCACUGGGUCCUUCCAGAAAACCUAGAAAAGAGCCUGCUAUCACUUCUACUCAUUCCAGUCAUCGCCAUUAUGCUUCUGUUUGCAUGGAAGAUCAAGUCUAGAAGACGUGCUGCGCUGACAGACAAAGAAGCAGAAGAUGUCAUCAAAGGAGUGUUGGAUGACAGCUCACCCCGAUUAGAAGAUGUCUUUGAGGAGAAGAAAUGUUUGAACGUCAUUGAAAUUAUUGAAACAGUGUAAUUCCGUCACAGGAUCUUCAUUUAAAGGAUCGCUGUUCAAAAGCCAGAGGGGACCAAUAAGCAGCUGAUGGUUAGUUUUUUAAGAAUGUUGUUCUGGACUCAGUUCUUGAUCCAUAAAUACUGCUGCUGCUGCAACACUGCAGGAAACCCUGGGUAUGUCCCACGUGUGCAGCAUGUGAGUGUAUUGUGUGUUGACAUGAUGGCAGUCGUCUACAGAUUUGAUCGUGGCAUAUUCACUUAGCAGCCGAGCUUUUUUUUUUCUGGCUGGAUGAUGAUGUUCUUUUGUUUUUCUUUGAGGAAUCUAUGUAGUCAGACUCCACUCACCCCAAAAGAUAUAUACUGAGAGACCUAUUAUUAAAAAACAAACAUACUCACGCUGUUGCAAGCAUUCAUUUUUUUUCAAAGACCUCUGUCUGAAGAAAACACUCUGGAAGGGCUACGAAUCCAUUUUUCUUUAAGGAGUAAGUAUAAAUGACUACCUCCACGUGCACUGGUCUUAAGCACCGUAUUUUUAAUUGUAACACCUUUACUAUUUGCAAUUGGGUUACACCUUGAUGACAAUUGGAAUGAUGCUAUGAAAUCUUGAAAUAUUUCAUGUGUUCUGUGUAUCAGUGUGUUGAAUCAGUUAUAAACAACCCAAUGUGGAGAUUUUAUUUAUUUGUUUGUUUGUCUUGUUAGACAAUUUGCUGGUUAUUUGUGCAUUUUUUUAUGGCAGUAGGGGGUAUUUGUAGUAAUAAAAACUGCAAACUUGUGCCAUGAA